AGACCCCAAGCUCAGAACUUUCAACAAGUGUCUGUGUCAAGCUAGACUUCAUUCACAUUUUUUUUUAUUAUAAUCGCACUUUGUGGAGGAAAGAUUACUUUCGCUUGAUCACAGAUGAUUCUGGUUUUCCAUUUAAGUGGCUGUAUAAGGUUCCCAUUUAAAAUGAAGGUAUUUAUAGCUAAAAGAUAAGGAGUUUUAAAUAAAACACAGUAAGUAAGUACUAGUAUCAGAGAUAGGGCUUCUCUGGUGGCUCAGUGGUAAAGAAUCUGCCUGCUAUGCAGAAGACACGAGUUCGAUCCCUGGGUCAGGAAGAGCCCCCACAGUAGAAAAUGGCAACCCGCACCAGUAAUCUUGUCUGGAAAAUCCCAUGGACAGAGGAGCCUGGCCGGCUACAGUCCACAGGGUCGCAAAGAGCCACACACCAUUUAAUGAGUAAGCAGCAACAAGGUAUCAGAGAUACCAGGUGUGACAGAAAUUAUGAAGGUGGUAAGUGAAUGACACUGCGUUGUUCCCCACCUAGCUGGGUCCUCCUACUCUGACCUGUCUUCAGGUCCUUGCUCCAACUCAGCCUCUGUCACCUGCAUAAUUUGUGGGCCAGUUUUUUGCUUUGUUUUAGAUUUUUUUCCUCUCAGCUUGACUAGGGUAGAAAUAACGUGUGGCGUUGUGUGAUUUUAGGGUGCACUACUUGAUGACCUGAUGCGCAUAUACAUUGUGAAAUGAUAAGCGCAGUGAGGUCAGUUAACAUCUCCAUCACCUCACAGAAUUACAAUAGUUUUCUUUGUGUGUGGUGAACACUCGAAAGAUCUACUCUCACCUGGCGCGCAGGAAGAUGGCAGCGUCCAGGCGGAGGUCUUGAGAUCAGAUCUGCAUGGAGUUGGCGUCUGGGUCAGCAAGGUCUAGUUAUCUUUGACUGCCACAUAUGGAUUUCCACAAAUCUCCGAAGGAAACGGUCCUCAUUACAGGAGGAGGUGGCUAUUUUGGAUUCCGUCUUGGCUGUGCUCUGAACCAACAGGGAGUCCAUGUGAUUCUGUUUGACAUCAGCCGCCCUGCUCAGACCAUUCCAGAAGGCAUCCAGUUUAUACUGGGAGACAUCCGCCAUCUCUCUGACAUAGAGAACGCCUUCCAGGGUGUCGACGUGGCUUGUGUGUUCCAUAUCGCAUCUUACGGUAUGUCGGGGCGCGAGCAACUGAAUCGAAGCCUGAUUGAAGAAGUCAACGUGGGGGGCACAGACAACAUCCUCCAGGCGUGCAGGAAGAGAGGGGUGCCAAGGUUAGUGUACACGAGCACUUUCAACGUCAUCUUUGGAGGGCAGGUCAUCAGAAAUGGAGACGAAUCUCUGCCUUACCUGCCCCUUCACCUCCAUCCUGAUCACUACUCUCGGACCAAAUCCAUCGCUGAGAAGAAGGUGCUGUCAGCCAACGGUACAGCCCUGGAGAGGGGGGGUGGGGUCUUGAGCACCUGUGCCCUGAGGCCGGCUGGCAUCUACGGGCCUGGAGAACAGAGGCACCUCCCCAGGAUAGUGAGCUACAUAGAGAAGGGCCUGUUCAGGUUUGUGUAUGGAGACCCCAAGAGUCUGGUGGAAUUUGUCCAUGUAGACAACUUGGUGCAGGCUCACAUCCUGGCCUCAGAGGCCCUGAAAGCCAACAAGGGCCACAUUGCCGCCGGGCAGCCCUACUUCAUCUCAGACGGCAGGCCCGUGAACAACUUUGAGUUCUUCCGGCCUCUGGUUGAGGGCCUGGGCUACAAGUUCCCGUCCGUCCGCCUGCCCCUGACCUUCAUCUAUUGCUUCGCUUUCCUGACAGAGAUGACCCACUUCAUCUUGGGGCGACUCUACAACUUCCAGCCCUUCCUCACCCGCACCGAAGUUUACAAAACCGGCGUCACACAUUACUUUAGCCUGGAGAAAGCCAAGAAGGAGCUGGGGUAUGAGGCUCAGCCAUUUGACCUCCAGGAGGCAGUCGAGUGGUUUAAAGCCCACGGUCACGGCAGACUUCCUGGGCGUCGUGACUCCAAGUGUCUUGUUAGGGAUGGGCUGGUGAUCUUGCUUCUGGUUACAGUGGUUCUCGCAUGGCUGCUGCCUUCCGUGAUCCUGUCGGUGUGAAGGAGGAGCGGCACUGAGGUGGUUUUCAGGAAACAUAAGUUUUAAAAGUAGAUAAUAGAUACCUGAUGUAAACAUUUGGAUCUUCAAGUUGCUACUUAGGAAUAAAUUCUUGGGGGACUUCACCCUGGCUGUCCAGUGGUUAAGACUGAGUUUUCAGUGCAGGAGGUGUGGGUUCGCUCUCUGGUUGGAGAAUUAAGAUCCCAUGUGCUAUGUGGCACAGCCAAAAAAAGAAAUUGAUUCCUGGAUUAAGUCUUCCUUUCCUACCUCCCUGCACAAAUCCUGAAGGGAGAAAAUAGAAACCAGGAUAAGUUUGAGAUUCAGUUCCUUGGGUCCUCCUCCUUCAGACAUGGACAGUAGACAUCAUUCUGAAGCCCACAGACCUAAACUCCCUCAGAUGGGAAAAGUCUUACUUGAAUUUCUCAGAAGCCAAAAAUGUACUUAUUUUCAUUCCAUAUGUUCUGCAUUGACUUCACAGAGGUUGAAACACACACUGAUAUGGGAAUGGCAAAAUGCUAACAGGCUUGUACUUGUGUGAAAAACACCAAGUUGAACUAUGUCCCGACAGCCCAAGCCUCUGAGAAGAUGGUCGCUUUUGCAGGGGAGGUGGUUGCUAGUCACAGCAUACGUUCUAGGAAUGAGUUUUUGCCCUUCAUGCCAUGAAGGUGUUAUACCUGUGUGACCACAUGGUAAUGUUUGAUGUUGAAAUGAAUAGACCUUUAUCUUACCUCACAGGAUUUUUUGGAGAGUUAGAUUAGACCAGAUAUAUAAAGUGCCACUCACCACACUUACAAGCCAUUAUUUUUAUUAAUAUUGAUUAUUAUACAUUCCUUAUGAGGGUUUUCUUCCUCCAGGUAUUCUGUUUAGAGGGUGCUAUUGCUAGUGACUUUUCUGGAAUACCUUUGUGAUGUGCCUUCAGAGUCUAUAACAAGUGUUCCUAAAUAUAUUCAGUGUUGAUAAAGUUGUGGUCUCCAAGGAGAGAUUGAAAUCUGGGAACAGCUAAAAAUCUGAUGAUUGAUGAGAAUAUUCAAGCUAAUGAUACCAUUUGCAAUUAAAAAAUAAAGCAUAACUCUCAACUAA
Dama dama (fallow deer) is the source of this 3178-nucleotide messenger RNA. RefSeq names its product short chain dehydrogenase/reductase family 42E, member 1 (gene SDR42E1). Gene Ontology annotation, biological process: steroid biosynthetic process. The record is from RefSeq and is a predicted model, not a curated record. Gene Ontology annotation, molecular function: 3-beta-hydroxy-Delta5-steroid dehydrogenase (NAD+) activity. The transcript has 3 exons. The coding region runs from base 920 to 2101 and encodes 393 amino acids. Lineage: Eukaryota; Metazoa; Chordata; Mammalia; Artiodactyla; Cervidae.